Aureobasidium musti is the source of this 2409-nucleotide messenger RNA. The record is from the annotation of a GenBank genome assembly. Lineage: Eukaryota; Fungi; Ascomycota; Dothideomycetes; Dothideales; Saccotheciaceae.
AUGCAUUUGACUCCAAAAGAGCUCGACAAGCUGGUCAUUUCGCAAGUCGGCCAGCUUGCACAGCGUAGAUUGGCACGCGGCGUCAAGCUGAACCAGACUGAAGCGACGGUAUGCUCAUGCUGUUUGUCACAAGGAGUAGUCGCUGAUUGUGCCCUCAGNGCUCUGAUCGCAAGCGUCCUCCAAGAACUUAUCCGCGAUGGCAACCACUCGGUGGCAGAUCUCAUGUCCUUGGGCAAGACCAUCCUCGGCCGCCGUCAUGUCCUCCCGCCCGUAGUCAACUCUUUGGUCGAGCUUCAAGUCGAAGGAACCUUUCCCUCUGGUACCUACCUGGUCACCGUCCAUCACCCUAUCAGCUCCGACGACGGCGAUCUCGAGAAAGCCCUUUUGACGCGUCUANNGGUCGGAUCACACUACCACUUUGUCGAAACCAAUCCUUUACUCGACUUUGAUCGUGUCAGAGCCCUGGGAUACAGGUUGGAUAUUGCUGCUGGAACCUCCGUUCGCUUUGAGCCUGGUGACACUAAGACUGUCAACCUUGUCCAGAUUGGUGGCAACCAGGUUAUCAAAGGAGGCAAUGGCAUCGCUACUGGCUCGCUCCAUGAUUCUAGGAUUACCGAUUCUCUUGUUGAGAAACUACAGGAGGGUGGCUUCCAUCAUACCCCCGAACCUGCUGGCGAUUCUGCCCACCUUGACAUGUUUACUCUCGAACGUGAAGCUUACAUUGCUAUGUUUGGUCCCACCACUGGUGACCUUGUUCGCCUGGGUGCUACUGAUCUGUGGAUCAAGGUCGAGAAAGACUUCACUCAAUAUGGCGAUGAAUGUACCUUUGGCGGUGGCAAGAGUAUUCGUGAUGGCAUGGGUCAAUCUUCUGGACGUCCAGACGUUGAUUGCUUGGAUCUAGUCCUCACAAACGCCCUGAUCGUUGACUACACUGGCAUCUACAAGGCUGAUAUCGGUGUCAAGAACGGCAUCAUUGUAGGAAUUGGCAAAGCUGGUAAUCCAGAUAUCAUGGAUGGCGUUGAUCCUAACAUGGUCAUCGGGUCCAACACCGAUGUCAUUGCUGCUGAGAAGGAUAUUGUCACUUAUGGCGGUUUCGACAGCCACAUCCAUUUCAUCUGUCCUCAGCAGGCACCUGAAUCGCUUGCCUCAGGAGUCACAACCCUUUUGGGAGGUGGCACAGGGCCAAGCACUGGAACCAAUGCCACAACUUGCACACCAAGCGCGUGGCUGAUCGAGAGUAUGCUUCAAGCUACUGAUGUCGUACCGCUGAAUGUAGGUAUCACUGGUAAGGGCAAUGAUAGUGAGCCUGGCCCUCUGCGUGAACAGGCUGAGGCUGGUGUGUGCGGUCUCAAAUUGCACGAAGAUUGGGGAUCAACGCCCAAAGCCAUCGACACUUGUCUGAGUGUAUGUGAUGAACAUGAUAUCCAGACUCUGAUCCAUACCGAUACCCUCAACGAGUCUGGCUUUGUCGAAACUACUGUGGCGGCGUUCAAGGGCCGUACCAUUCAUAGUUACCACACUGAGGGUGCAGGUGGUGGUCACGCACCUGACAUCAUCUCUGUUGUCGAACACGAGAACGUCCUCCCAUCCAGUACUAACCCCACCAGACCUUACACCAACAACACACUUGAUGAGCAUCUUGACAUGCUCAUGGUGUGUCACCACCUCUCACGCAACAUUCCUGAAGACGUGGCCUUUGCUGAGAGUCGUAUUCGUGCGGAAACAAUCGCGGCAGAGGAUGUCUUGCACGAUCUCGGCGCCAUCAGUAUGAUGAGUUCAGACUCACAAGCCAUGGGUCGUUGCGGAGAAGUCAUUCUCCGCACCUGGAACACUGCACACAAGAACAAACAACAAAGAGGCUUCUUGGCUGAGGAUGAAGGCACUGGCGCAGAUAACUUCCGCGUUAAGCGGUACAUCUCAAAGUACACCAUCAACCCGGCUAUUGCUCAGGGCAUGUCCCACAUCAUUGGCUCCAUCGAGGUUGGCAAACUGGCUGAUCUCGUCCUCUGGCAUCCCUCCAACUUUGGCACUAAGCCUACUCAGGUUAUCAAGGGCGGUAUGGUUGCAUACAGUUUGAUGGGUGAUGCCAACGCUAGUAUCCCUACGGUAGAACCCAUGAUCAUGAGACCGAUGUUCGGCGCCUCGGUCCCUCACAACAGUAUUGCCUUUGUCAGCAGAGCAGCUCAAGCCAAGGGUGUGCGCAACAAAUGUGGUUUGAAGAAGCGAGUUGAAGCUGUCAAGAAUUGUCGAAACAUUGGAAAGUCUGACAUGAAGUUCAAUGCUGUCAAGCCCAAGAUGAAGGUUGAUGCUGAGAGUUAUGUAAGUUUACUNGUUGAAGCAGAUGGUAUGGUUUGUGAGGCCGAGCCUUCGAGUGUUCUACCUCUUGCUCAGACCUUCUAUCUUUACUAA